Messenger RNA from Dermatophagoides pteronyssinus (European house dust mite), 1464 nucleotides. RefSeq lists its product as uncharacterized. The record is from RefSeq and is a predicted model, not a curated record. Lineage: Eukaryota; Metazoa; Arthropoda; Arachnida; Sarcoptiformes; Pyroglyphidae.
ACAUUACAUUCAUUUGUCUGAUCAUCAUCAUCAUCAAUCAAACAAACAUUGUAACUGAUUUCCUAGAAUAUUUUUUUCAACUAAAAAAAAAAAUGAUUAAUAUUUUUGAAUAUGAAACGCAUUUAUGGAAGCGUUUAAUGCAAAAUGAUUUGUAUAAAAAAUUUUAUAAUCAUAUAUUCAUUAUACAUCAUUAUGAUGAUUAUAUUUGUAAUAAUUAUCCAUAUAUUUUCAAUGGACAACAACAAAUAUUCAAUAUAAAAUCCAAUACAAAUAUUCCAAGAUCAUUUUCAAAUUUUAUAACAACAAUAUUAACGAUAAUUAUGUUAUUGGAAACAUCAUUAUAUUCAUUUUUUCCAGAUUUUUUUGAUCAAUUUUUAUUUACACGUACAUUACCGAAUAUGAUACAAACAAAACGUUAUGCAAUGAGUGUUGGUGCAAUUUGGUCAACAUCAAUUCUACUACAAUAUUAUUAUGGUUUUUCAACCAUUGCUGAACAAUUUGGUUUUCUGCAUAUAUUUCAUUUGGAUAAUAAUCAUAUUGGUAGAUUGAAUAAUUUGGAAAUUCGUCAACUUAAAUUCAUUCGAAAUUAUAUGCAUACAAUUAUAAGAUUUAUAACAAUAUUUAUUGUUAUUUUUGUUAUAAUUGUUGUUGGUUUAAAAUCUAUUGAACAAUAUGAAUCAACAUUAUUAUCAUUAUUUAUAACAAUAUUCUGGUAUUUUGGUAUUGUAAUGCUUGCAUUUUAUGUUUGUUCGGUCAUGUAUCAUAUACCAAUAGUAAUUAUAAUUGUACAACAUUAUCUGGAAAUUAAACAAAAAUCAUUGAAAACACGAAUCAAACAUUAUCAUCAACAAUUAUUUGCCGAUAAAUCUAGAAUUCAUCAUAAAUUUUUCUGGAAAUGGCAUUUUGGUAAAGCAAUUAAAGAUAUUUUAUCAAUAUAUGAACAACAAUUAAAAGAAAUUCAUAUUCAUAAUAAACAAUUAACAAAAAUUUUAUCAAUUUUAUUCACAUCAUUAAUAUGGUUUUUUACAUAUGGACUUAAUAUUAUAUGUUUGAUUCCAUUAUCAAAAGAAUUUUUAUUUCUUUAUGUUACAAUUACAUUAGCUCAUUUAACAGUAUUAAUUAUGUUGAUUAAUAGAUGUUCAAGAAUUGAACAACAAAAUCAUAAAAUACUUCGAUUGAAACAAAAAUUUCAAAUACAUUCUAGUUUUGAAGGUGGUAUGUUGAGUGUUAAAAAUUCUAUCAAGUUAAAUGGAAUUAUUAGUGCAUUUGUAGAUCGUUCAUUUGGUUUUGAAUUAAUCAAUGGUGUUUGUAUUAGACAAAUUACAUUUAUAAAAGUUUUUACAAACAUAAGCUUCUUUUUCUUUUUAAUAGCUCCACAUGUUAUACGAUUUCGUGAACAACAACGAACAAUGAAUUUAGAAUUGUCAAUGUAAAUCGUCUAUGAAUCAUAUAUGUAGAAUUUGU